Plasmodium vivax (malaria parasite P. vivax) is the source of this 3717-nucleotide messenger RNA. RefSeq lists its product as hypothetical. The record is from RefSeq and is a predicted model, not a curated record. NCBI's taxonomy places the organism in Eukaryota, Apicomplexa, Aconoidasida, Haemosporida, Plasmodiidae. The transcript has 4 exons. The coding region runs from base 1 to 3717 and encodes 1238 amino acids.
AUGUUAAAGGAGAAGCUAUUCAAGUUUAUGAACUAUUACUACUUCAUUAAAAAUUACUACAUUUACCAUAUCCUCUUUCUGUACACCUUUUUUUUAAGGAUAACCUACACAUACGCAGAAAUUACCAUUUCGCAUUUUUUUACCUUCCUGUUGAGUAAAUAUGAAAAUAUUGAGUCGCAAAAGGAGGAGGAGAAUUUCUUUUACUAUUUCACGCACUUCUUCAAUUUUAACAAUAAGAAUGAUGACAAGUUUUUAAACACGAAAUUGUUUGUGGUUGUGUAUUUGCCAGUGUGUUUAAAAUGCUUCUACACACUUUUCUUCGACUACAUCGCAUACUAUGUGUACAUUCGCUACUACUUCAAUAGGAUAAAUAAAAACUUCAGGAAAAUUUACUAUUCAUCUGUGUCGUAUGAAAAUGGGGCUCCUCAAAUUGGUGAAAGUUUUUUUUUUAAAAAGGACAAAGGUGGACUUGUGCACAGAAUUAGUAAAAGGAAAAAAAACUCACAUGAUGUGUGUGUGAAGCGGCUCUCUGACAUGUCUCUCUACCAAUGCAGGAAAUAUAUGUUGCGGAAAAAAAAGGCCUUUUCCCUGUGGCAGAGGAAAAAGAAUUUACGGAUUAACAGAAAUGAACGAAGCAAUAAACGAAGCAAUAAACGCAGCAGCGAACGAAGAAACAGCACCGUAAAAAAGGCUGCAUCUAAAGAAGACACGAAGAAGAAACAUCCACGCAUUAAAUUUAUUACCUGUAGAAAUAGUUUUAUAAAAAAUAAACUCCUAAAUUGUGACCAACGGGAUGCUCAGGGGAAUAAGCUGUUCCAUAAUGUGUAUAAGAAUAGGAGGAAUAUUUUCUUCAGAAGGAAACAGAGAAGGAGAAAUGAUUCAGAGGGGGGGGUCCUUUCUUCUGGUAGCUCCACGGAGCAAGGAGCUAAGCGCAAAAAGGAUAAGUGCAUUUUUAACAAGCUUUAUAUCAGCAUGCAGAAGGGGUACAAUUUUGUGGAUAAUCUCCACCAGGGGAGGAAUAUUUUGGAUGGGACUACAGGCGUUAGUGGAACGACCAGCAUAUACGGUAUUGGCCCCAAUGGAGAAGACGAACAUAUGAGCGAUAAUGUGCACUACGACACCAGCGUCGUGGAGGUAAACGCCUUCUGCGCUCCAAACAGCUUGGUAGGAAGCGGAAACGAGGAAGACCUCCACUUGCUCAAAUUUAGGCUAGCUAAAAUGGGAGAUACGCAAGACGAUGUGACACCAAACCUUUUGCAGAAUAGCAAUGCAGAUUACUUCGAGCUGAACGGAUCGACCCCCAUUGGGCAUAACAAUGAGAGCGGGAAUUAUGAAGAAAUUCGCUUUGAAAAUUUGAGGGAAAAUGUGGUGUGCAUUUCGAAGACGCAUCAUUAUUCUGGUGAUAUGGAGGGUGCUGAAAAGGGCAAUCAGAGUGAGGAGGGGGAGGGCCCCCAAGGGAGUGGCGGCCAAGUGUUGAUGGUCCCCCCGAAUGAUGACACACAGGGGGGCAAUCCAAAGGGGGACGGAGGAGAUGCCCCAAAUUACGAGGCGAAGAAGGUCAAGAAGUCCUACCGCACAUUGCGAGGGAGCCUAAAAAUGGACUACCUUUUUAAGGACAGCUGCGAAUUAGCAGAAAAUAACAACAUGGGGUCGGGGGAAAAUAACGAUUAUUAUUAUUAUAACAAAUUUAAAAAUUUUAACUACGGAAAGAAGGACAAUUUGCACAGCGUGAGGGAACUCAUAAACAACAAAAUAAACGCAGAAUAUUACCACCUAAAAUUGAACAUACUCAUUUUGUCGUGCAUAAUUAUACAGAUCUUUAACUCCUGCAUUUUGAUACUAAUUUCGAACAACUUUAUAAGGAAAAAGGAAAAAAUAUUUUUUUUCUGUUUUUUGUAUUCCCUACUAGAAAGCGUCACAGACGUGAUUUCAGAAAAUAUAUUUUUCCUGUGUGGUAAAUUUACGAAUAUAUACAAAAAAGAAUUCAGCAUUAACGCCAUCUACGUUAUUCAAGUUAUCAGCAAAAUGAUACUGAGCCUUUCGACCAUUUUUAUUUAUUUCGUCUAUCACAUUUUUGUAAUUCUUUACGAGCAUGUGAAUAUUAUGAUUAUAAACACGUUUAUUAAAACGCUGUCUAUUUUUGUCCUUUCUUUUAUUUUCCUCAAAAAUAAGGACAACUUUUUUAAUUACCAUAGUGAUGCAGCGUUUGCCAGCAUGAAUUUUGAGGAGGCGGGAGCCGCGACUGGUAGGGCGACCUCCUGCGAGGAGAGCGACUCCGUUAAGAUAGACAUCAAAGGGGGGGAAAUACGCAAAAAGAACGGGGCAAGUACCGCUACGAAUGCCCCAUCCGGGGAAGCGCAAACCGGGCAUGCUGCCAAAAAAGACCCCUCAGAAGUGAGUCACAGCGAUGCACCCAACCAUAGGAGCAAUUUCAACCAGGGAAUGUUUAGGAACUACCUCUACAAUGAUAAGUACUAUGGGAAUUAUUUUAACUUUUCGAAGAAUAACUACUAUGGUGAAAGACUUCUUAGUGACGAUAUUGUCUCAAAGGGGUCGUCGAAGGAAAAAGCAAAAUGCGUGAAUCCCUGUUUUGUAAAGCUGAAAUAUAUCACAGAAUUUUUAAACCUUUUUAAACUGCUAUCAAGAAUAAAAAGCUACAUUUUUAAGAAGGACGAAAUGAAGUAUAGCCACAGUUACACACUGCUAACUGUGCAGGAUGCAAAGGGUGAUGAUCAGAGUGUGGACCCGUUUUUUCGAAACAAAAGGGAAUACAAAAUUAGGAUUCCCAUUCUAGGGAACCUUAAAAAAUUGUUUAACAUUUCGGAUAACCUUGGUUGCUAUUCGGGUGUGCCAAACGCGGGGAUUACGAAGUAUAACUCCCUAAUUGAGAAGGAAAUGGAAUAUUUGCGUAAAAAAAGAAAAAAAAAACUGCACAGCGGCGGGCAGUACGGGGGAUACCCAUAUAACAUGGGCAACAUGAACAGGGCAAGAGGCUUAAACGGCUUAAGCGGCUUAAACGGUUUAAACAGCUUAAACAGCUUAAAUAGCUUAAAUAGCCUAAACAGCUUGAACAGCUUGAACAGCGUAAAGCGCGCGAAAAAGAGAAACGUCAUCGUGAGCUACCCGAUCAAGUUACUUCUGAGCAAUUUGAACUUUUCCAACAUUUUUUACAUCUGCUUAUUGCUAAUCAUUCCGACAUUUGAAAGGAUAUUCCUAAAUUAUAAAAUCAAAAACAUUAAACUAGACUUACACUGCUACUGCUAUCUCAAUUUUGUGAAUUAUGUGACGGAUCUGAUGGGUCUCUACCUUUACAUUAGUUACUUCAAUGAGGAAUCUUAUUCCUCCUCUAUAUUUCUCAGCUCCCUCAUCAACAUAUUCCUGAUGAGUUUUCGCUUUUUCUUCCUGCACAACCGGUUUAGCCAGAUAUGGUUGCUGUUCCUGGAAACCAUACUUAAGUCGCUUCACAAGACGUUCUUUUAUAUGCCUAUUUAUAUACUAGUCACGAAGGUGUACAUAAAGAACAUUCACAAUUUGAUGUGCUCCUUCUACUCCAGCAUUUUGGACGCCAGUUCCUUCGCCUCCUACUAUUUUGAAUAUCUUAUUCUGAGCUAUUACAACAUUGACGAUUCGAAGAAUGUCUUCAUCUUUGUUUAUAUCAUCUUCCUGGUGCUGCAUCUGUCAUCGCUCGUCGUUAUUUCGAAGUUGAAGAAGACGUGA